AUGCCUCAAAGAGAGGCCUCUUGUCAGGAUGCUUUCAUCAUUCGGUGCGGUCAUCCCAUGAACUGGGCCGAAAUCAUCCAGGACGUCUCCGACCAAGACAGAUCCCUGGAGGAGGCCUUCUCUGCAUUGAGCAUCUCAAGAGUUGGCCAGGGGAACAAAGAUGUGCGCCUCGUGCAUGAGAGUACUAAGCUCUAUGGCAAGGCUCUGAAGGAAUUGCAGGACGCCCUCUUCACCCCUAAACGAAUGUACUCCAACCAUGUCCUCAUGGCCUGUAUGUUCCUCGGUUUAUAUGAUAUUCUGGAAGGACCCGCGUUCAACUCGCGGGGUUGGAUCGCCCACGCUCGAGGAGCUGCUCGACUCAUUCAACUUCGUGGGCCAGAACGGCAUCAGGAGUGGGACGCCCAUCACCCGUUUCUUGCUUCGAGGAUUCCGACCAUCUACGCUUCCAUGUUACAAAGGAAGGCAACCUACUUGGCCACAGAGGAAUGGCUCACUAUCCCUUGGGCAACCCAAGCCCAUCGAACCUACGUUGACAGGUUGGUCGAUCUUGCCACCAUGAUCCCCGGCAUCUUGGAGACAUUUGAUCUUCUUCGCAACAGUGAAGCUGCGAUCCAAGACGAUCUCCUGCGACUACUUGGAAAAUGCAAAGACCUGCAGAUACGCAUGGACCGUUGGAAGGAUGGUACAAAGAAGUCAGCUAUUCCCCGCACAAUUAAGCACGAGCCUGCCGACGAUGAUGGCUAUCCUUUCGAGACUGAUUUUUGGUUCGAGAAUCACUUGUUUGUUCAUGCCCGCCUAGCAUACUACACCAGCUCUCUGGUAUUGUCUGAGGUUGUCGAGGAUAUUCUUCGCGUGCUCAAGCUAAGGGCCCCCAAAUUGGCGGACUCUCUUGACCUCGCUAAGCUGAAGGACCUGCUCAACUCGGACCGAUAUGCCGCGUACAUUUGCCAGUCUGUCUCAUAUUGUUUACAGCCAGAUAUGGGAGCAUGGGGUGCGAUUAUCAUCAAUUUCCCAGCCGACCGUGCUCUGGCGUAUUAUCAGAGGGUGGGUGAAACUGCCACUGCUGACUGGCUUAUGACAACCUUCCAAAAUGCGAAGACGAGAGGCUUUUACGUGGAAAGUGCUCCCAAUCAGCUCCCCGCGGGGCCUAGGUUCAAAGAAACUGCGAGUCGUCUUGUCAAGAGAGAAUCCAGCUCCGACUCCAGCACAGAUCACUCAGAUACAGGGCGUUCGCGUUCAUCGAGUCAAAGCUGUACAAGUACGGCAACCACAUUUGUCUACGAAAAUCCCUCAAAGUACUAUUACGAUGCAAGCAACGACCCGGGCUGA
Molecule: messenger RNA, 1329 nt
Organism: Capronia epimyces CBS 606.96
Lineage: Eukaryota; Fungi; Ascomycota; Eurotiomycetes; Chaetothyriales; Herpotrichiellaceae
Exons: 1
Coding region: 1-1329 (442 amino acids)
Source: RefSeq, a predicted model, not a curated record